AUGCCGGCCCCUAUCGAUCCGGAGACCAUCUAUACCAAACAGGCGUGCAUCGGUGGUGGAAGCUUUGGCAAGGUUUACAAAGGUGUGGAUCGACGGACCGGAGAAUCAGUCGCCAUCAAAAUCAUCGAUGUCGAAAAUGCCGAAGAUGAAGUGGAUGACAUCAUCCAGGAGAUUGCAAUCCUCUCUGAGCUCAAAUCCCCAUACGUGACCAAGUACCAUGGGUCCUAUCUCAAGGGCUCCAAUCUGUGGAUUAUCAUGGAAUUCUGUUCUGGUGGUAGCUGCCAUGGGCUAUUGCGCCCUGGUGCUAUUCAUGAAGAGUAUAUUGCAAUCAUCUUGAGAGAGCUUCUAAAAGGUCUUGACUAUCUCCAUGGUGAUCACAAACUACAUCGUGACAUCAAAGCUGCAAACAUCCUCCUGAGCGCAAGUGGACAGGUCAAGCUCGCGGACUUUGGCGUUUCGGGCCAACUCACUACUACCAUAUCCAAAAAGAAUACAUUUGCGGAUAUUUGGUCCCUGGGGAUAACAGCAAUCGAAUUGGCAUGUGGGGACCCGCCAUAUGCAGAUAUUCAUCCGAUGAAAGUGUUAUUUUUGAUUCCCAAGAACCCUCCCCCUACACUCAAUGGCGACUUCAGCAAGCCGUUCAAGCAACUUGUUGAGUUAUGUCUUCGACGCGAUCCAAAAGAGCGACCGUCUGCCAAGGAAUUGCUUGAACACCCUUUUAUCAAGCGUGCGAAGCGAACCACAUAUUUGACAGAGCUUAUCGAGCGUGCAGAGCGCUGGCAGGCUACACAUCAGGGCCAAGGAGAUGACGAAGAUGACUACGACGAUAUUGAGGAACAAGUCAGUGAGAAGUCUGAAGAGCAUGAAGAUCUUUGGGACUUUGGCACUGUUCGUCCAGCCGGAAGAGUUCCUCCACCGCCACUUCGUCCAUUGAAUGACUCCGAUACCAACUCACGCACUCAGGAGACUGAAGAGUGGGAUUUGCGAGAGGAAAAGCCCGAUUCAGAGGCACCUUAUCACCCAGUAUUGCAGCUAAAUAAUACAGUGAACGCUAUCGAAGUUUCUGCAUCCAAAAUUCCUCUCCCUCCAUCAGCACCCGCGUCGCCUUCCAAACAAACAUCCGCUACACAACUGCUCUCCACUCCUCUGCAGAAACCUCGCCCUCUACCAAUCCCAACACCACUAGAAGAAAACUCUCCGGCUCGAUCAUACAAUGAACGAUCUACACAGUCAAUAAUGGAUUACGCAACUGCCAAUGGUCCCGAUCCUGCAUCGCAGCCUCAAUCACUGUCAGCAGUCGGCUCCGGCCCAGUUAGAACUGGCCAGUCUUCCAAUAAUGAUGUGUUUACAAAUCCUUCUCGCUCUUCCCCUGCCCAGGUUACCAGGAAACCUGCUCCCCUCCAGCGUCCCCUACCUGAUGCUCCUGCAAGCCCGGCUCAUCCUUCCCCAACACCUUUCACAUCUCUGCAGCAGCAACAACGACAGGAGGCAUCCCCGAAUAUGAAGCCUUCGUCCGGACUCAAGUCCAAGCUUGGGCCAGGCAAACAGGAUGAUCGUUUCCUAAGAAAGAAUUCCCCUCCACGGAGUCCUCAUUCCAAUGACCAGCUGAAACAAAUGCCAAGUACCCCAAAGACAGCUGCUGAGAAUGAGCGAGAAACUGCUUAUGGGUCGAUAAUUGCUCCUGCUCUUCGUGCAGCAAUGAAUCGACGUGGCCGCCACUUGGCUCGUCUCGAGCCUGGCCGUCAUCCGAAUGGCCGGCAGCCAACUCACGAGGAGGCGAAAGAAUGGGAGCGAGAAGUCCACAUUCAUCGUCGCAUGGAGCAGCUUUCUGGCGAACUCACAAAAUCUUUUGCAACUCUUCAUCGCUGGGAUACAGAGGCUCCAGUUCAGAUGAGUGGCGGUGUUAACUCUGUACUUGAUGCCUUCCUGGAGGAGGUGCUAGUACGGCUUCACUCUACCGGCUCAGCUCACUCUUGA
Messenger RNA from Penicillium macrosclerotiorum, 1977 nucleotides. RefSeq names its product putative Ste20-like serine/threonine protein kinase. Gene Ontology annotation, biological process: protein phosphorylation. The record is from RefSeq and is a predicted model, not a curated record. The transcript is spliced from 5 exons. Bases 1 to 1977 code for a protein of 658 amino acids. Gene Ontology annotation, molecular function: ATP binding; protein kinase activity. NCBI's taxonomy places the organism in Eukaryota, Fungi, Ascomycota, Eurotiomycetes, Eurotiales, Aspergillaceae.